AUGAAGCAGAACUCUGAGAGUUCAAGGGGGCUGUAUGUAUUUUCUGAUUUAAAUCCUUAUGUUGGGCAUCCUGAUCCUUUGUGGGAAGUCCAGGAGCUGUUCCGUAAAGGUCUGUUAACUGAAUUUUCCCAACAACAUGAUGGGGACCCGAAUGCUUGGGCUUUAUCCUUUGAACGACAAAAUGGUGUUGGGGGUUGGGCUUCUGAACUCCAUCACUCCACAACAACAAGUUUUUUCUUAUUAUGGGGGUUGGAGUUGGAGCCUGAGCUUGUCAAUGUCACAGGGGCUGCAAAGCCUACUCGGAAAAUAAGAUCUGAGCAAGACAAGGAAUUAGAAGAGGAAGUUAUGGGCUCUGGCACAGCUGGUGAAGAAUCUGCUGUCGAGAGUAUCCAAAGAAUCUAUGGAGAGGAUGGUGGAAGCUUCUGCUCAGGAAGCCAAGGCUGUGAAUCCUGUUUGGUUGUAGUUCCUAAAGAGACUGUAGGAAACCUUGGUGGAUUGGUAAGGCAGUUAUUCUUGGAUCAAUUUGAAAACGAGAGUAGACGAAUGAUUCCUACCCAAAAUGACCUUUCCUAUCCAACCAAAAAUUUCACUAGGCAAAAGUCACCUCAAGGCCUGCACAAAAAAUUUGCUUCUGGUGAAAUUUCAUUAACCAUGGUUUGGGACCUGGAUAAAGAGCAACUUGUGACCUCUAUUCCCCUAACAUCAGAUUGCAGCUUUUCAACUUUGAUUGUGAGUUCAUCUCAAGCAGGAGACAUAUUAUAUGCCUAUGAUGUUGUUGCAGAAAAUGCAUUUGAAGAGGACGAAGGAGAAGCAAACACAUAUUAUCUGCCUGGAGGGUUUGAAGGUCACAAAUCUUCACAAGCUGCUCAAAAAAGAAGGAAAAACUUUAAAAUUUAUGGGGGAAGAUCAUAUGAGAUGGGAGGUGAUGUGUUGUUCAUGCAAGCUGGUGGGACUCAACCCUCUAUUUUGAGUGGGAAAAGACCUACCACCAGUUUAAAUGUCUCAAUUAAUUCCAACAAAAAGAGUGCGUACUGCUUCUCAAGUCAUGGGUUUCUUUUAAUGUUUUACAUGUUUUGUUUUCUAUAA
This is a messenger RNA of Lactuca saligna, 1086 nucleotides long. The record is from the annotation of a GenBank genome assembly. NCBI's taxonomy places the organism in Eukaryota, Viridiplantae, Streptophyta, Magnoliopsida, Asterales, Asteraceae.